Molecule: messenger RNA, 1441 nt
Organism: Gadus macrocephalus (Pacific cod)
Lineage: Eukaryota; Metazoa; Chordata; Actinopteri; Gadiformes; Gadidae
Product: cAMP-dependent protein kinase inhibitor alpha-like
Exons: 3
Coding region: 173-427 (84 amino acids)
Biological process (GO): negative regulation of cAMP-dependent protein kinase activity
Cellular component (GO): cytoplasm; nucleus
Molecular function (GO): cAMP-dependent protein kinase inhibitor activity
Source: RefSeq, a predicted model, not a curated record
AGAUCAUGUGGUCACCUACCAAGCAACAGCUUGCUAACUGCUUGACGAAGACAGGGACUUCUGCACUAAAUCUGCUGAGGGCCCUCAGCGAAGGUAUAAUGCAUCUUAAAGGCUAAAUGAUCUUGACAAUAGACUACAGGCACAGCCCCUUGUAUGGUGAGAUGUGUCAGUGAUGACAGAUGUCGAGGCGAUGUUUGAGCGCUUCAUCGCGUCCCGGCGCUCGGGUCGCAGGAAUGCCGUCCUCCCGGUCUACGUCCCGGCAAACCUGGUGGCCGAUACCACCACUUCCGCCUCCGCCAUGGAGCUGUCACAUGACCUGGCCCAGCUCAGCAUUGACAAGUCAGGAGACGAGGGAGAAGAUCCUGAGAAUAGUCCAAACCCCACAGCUGAAGAAGAAGGAGAAGAAGAAGUUGAUAAGGGGAACUGAUACUGCGCUUUUUGCUAUCCGACUGAUCUAGACAUUUCUAGAGAGUGUUUCAAACAUCCCUUCAUCACCGCACCUUGCAGUCCACCUCCCACGGGACCACUGACCACUGUUUCCGGGGUCCAUGUCUUCUCCUGUCACUGACUUUGCAGCAUGGCCGCUGGUUCUUUUCUGGUGUCUACUAAACUGUAGGGAAUGGAGGACAGAAGAUAUUUGGGUGGUUCAGAGUGCUGGAGAUAAGCUUAACGGCUUAAUGUACAACCAAUACCUUGCUUGAUUUAGGAUUAAAGGGCCAGGGGAACAACUCCUUUAAGUGGAGGCAAGUGUGUACAAAGUCCUGUCCUAGAGACAAUGUGAAAGUCGUCAUGUCAGAGAACUUUGACUUUGUGUCAAUCAACUCUUGGCUCUCCCAGAAUAAUAAAUAUUUCUAUUUGCGUGUGUUAUCCAUUUGUUAUUGAGUUAAUAUUCAGAAACAGAUACAUGCAGGUUAUAAACAUACUGGAAAUGUUUCUCUAUACUGUAAUUUUCACUUGAAAUACUUUUCAUGUUUCAAUUUUAUGAAAAGGGUUUGAAAGAUAAUUUCAUGAGUUUAAUACCAGCAGCAUUUCUCUAAAGGAACAUUUAUCCUCUUUGGGCGCCAUCAGGGAUGUCUUGAAGACAUGUGAAAUCGACUGUAAAUUGUAUCGAAUUAAGGGAUAUAUUUGCACUUCCUGUGUUUACAAUAUCAACAUAUAUUUUACACAGAACGAAAUGAUUUUCUAUUUUUGUUACUGUUUGUGUUUAUUGUCUUGUUAUUUGUCUUUAUUUGCUCUCUUUUGUAUACAUCUCACACUUCCAAAGAAAGUAAUGUUGCGUGAAAAAGUAUGAUCAUAAUCAACUCCCCCGGUUUCUCAUUUGAUUCCCUCAGAAAAGUCCUGCAUUAUGUCUCUUCUUCCAAACAUUGGUCACUGGUGACUGUCUGAGUUGGAGUAUGUCUGUAAAUGUGAAUGAUUUAUAAAUAAAAUAGAUUGAAAAAUA